UCUUCCAGAUGUGUGGCCUCCACAACAUGCAUCCACCAGGAGCAGCCAGAUCCAGGCCAGGACCCAGCGGGAGGGAGUCCAGACUCCUUAUCUUCUCAGUCAUCUUCUUCCUGCUGUUCCCAUUGGUGCAUGGAGGACGCCAAACCUCCCAAGGCCCAGCUGUGAGCUCUUCUAUUAAAACUGCCUUCAUUCAGCCCCACUUGUCACCCGCAGUCUGUGUGACACCCCCACGAAGCAGAAGAGACCAUUUUAGAAACAGAAAAUGUGGGGCUCAGAGAGGUGAAGUUCAUGCCCGAGGCCACACAGCAGGCGAGGUGGAGGUGGUGAGAAAGGAGAAGUGGCGACUCUGUGGCAGCGUGGCCCUGCACCCCAAGGACUCCCCGUGGAGCUGCUGCAGAGACGUGUACCCCUUCCACCGCCCCACACAGAGGUGCUGCCAGACCUCGGGGAUAUUCGUCAUCCCCAAGGACUGCAACAAGUCAGAGGCUGAAGACUGUGGGACAUACACCCAGCGGACCCCAGGUAGGGCCUGGCCGCUUCCCCUUCUGCUCCUCCUGUGCUCGGGAGCCACAGGGACCCUUCCUUCCUUCCCUCCUUCCUGGAAGCUCUGCCCUCCAUGGACGGGACCGUCCGCUACUGGACAGGGGUCUGUGCCAUUAACUUAGCUGUGUCCUCACUUCCUGCCAGAGUCCUGCCCUCCCUGGGCCCAGUCUAUCUGACCCCAGGUGAGGGGGAGGAGUAAGUGUGCACAAGAAGGUCUCACCCAAAGAGGGAGGCUGGGGCUCUUCUGGUCCCUUCCCACAGCUCCCACAGUGACUCAUCUGUAACUCAUCAGGCCUCCCUCCAUUUGGCCUCUUCGAAGCCCCUCCCCCUCCCCUGCCCCUGCCCCAAAUCCCUGUGUGUGAUGGGCAGCCCCCUGGGUGUGUGUGCCACAGAACAUAUGCAGGGGAGGGAUGGGGCAAAGGAAAGAGACU
Molecule: messenger RNA, 974 nt
Organism: Myotis daubentonii (Daubenton's bat)
Lineage: Eukaryota; Metazoa; Chordata; Mammalia; Chiroptera; Vespertilionidae
Exons: 4
Coding region: 9-665 (218 amino acids)
Source: RefSeq, a predicted model, not a curated record